CACUAAAGUGACACGUGACACACACAUGCUCCGAGCCCUUUUAAAAGAGAGCGAUGGCGCCGAGGCUUUUACAGGCAGCCUGUCUCUCGGUAUUCGAGUAUGAAGUUGUUGCUGUUGCUCUCCUUGAUAGCUUACUCCCUCUACCUCGCCGAGGGAGUGACGCUCGUCUGCUACUUCAGUUCCUGGGCCACCUACAGACCAGAAGAAGGCAAAUUCACCGUCGAGGAUAACGACCCAAGUCUCUGCACACAUCUUGUCUAUGCCUUCGCUGGACUUGGCAGCAACAAUGAGAUUAGGGUGUUAGAUCCCUACAAUGACCUGUGCGAAGACUACGGAAAAUGUGGCUUCGAUCGUUUCACGAAGCUGAAGGAGAAAAAUCCUAACCUUAAGACCACUUUGGGAGUUGGAGGAUGGAACGAAGGAUCCACCAAAUAUUCCCAGAUGGCAGCAUCGGCAUCAGCAAGAAAGACUUUCAUUGACUCGACGCUCACUCUCUUGAAGGCCCAUAAUUUCGAUGGUCUGGAUAUGGAUUGGGAGUACCCUACACAAAGAGGUGGAAGUCCAGAUGAUUACGUCAAUUACAUCACUCUCAUGAGCGAGCUGUACCAGGCCCUUCACGCCGAAGGUAUGAUCUUGACGGCUGCCGUGUCUGCUGGCAAAGCCACCAUAGACCCAGCGUACAAUAUUCCUGAACUGUCCAAGAACAUUGAUUUACUUCAUCUGAUGACCUACGAUUUGCAUGGCAGCUGGGAGCCUUUCGCUCAUCACCAUUCCAUUCUCUAUGCCCAUCCUGAGGAUACUGGGGAUAAUCUCUACCUUAACCAGGACUUCGCAGUGAGCUACUGGCUCGAAAAAGGAGCUCCACCAGAGAAGUUGGUUAUGGGCGUCCCUCUUUAUGGCCGCAGCUUCAGACUGAAAAACGAAGAAGAUACCGGAAUCUACGCCCCUGCAACUCAGCCUGGAGGCGCUGGUCCUUACACCAGAGAGCCAGGAUUCAUGGGUUACAAUGAGAUUUGCGACUUCCAAAGAACACAGGACUGGACAGUAGUCCACGACCCAGCCAUGAAUGAACCCUACGCCUACUACAUUCCCAACAACUAUUUCUGGGUUGGCUAUGAAGAUCCGGACUCCGUCGCCAUCAAGGCCCAAUAUGCCCUUGACAAAGGCAUCGCCGGCUGUAUGGUCUGGAGUGUGGAGACAGACGAUUUCCACGGCAAGUGUCAUGGCGCCAAAUUCCCUCUCCUCACCACUCUGAUGGAGGUCUUGAGCGGAGGUAUUUACACGAGGCCUCCAACUGAACCCCCUCCACCGACUACCACGAGGGAUCCUUCAAUUACCACCCCAGCACCCGGCGAACACUGCACUAAACUAGGACCCAACGCUGAUGAGAAUGACUGCACUCACUAUUAUCUCUGUGAUCAGGACCUUCAAGGAUGGGUGGAGGUGGAGUACACCUGCCCACCUGGGACUCUCUUCAAUCCAGAGGCUCUCAUCUGUGACUGGAAGGAUUCCGUGUGCGCCCUCGGAGGCCACUGUCUCAACGACUGCCCCCAGUAACUUCCAUGAAGGAAUUAUCUUUUAGUCGUAAACAUCGUUUUGGAAGGAUCCUCAGAGAACUUCGCGUUCACUUAAGACAGACGCAGUGCGUCGUGGUUUUGUUUGUAAGAGAAAAUAACAUGCUCAAUAAAACUUGAAAAAAGAA
Macrobrachium nipponense is the source of this 1702-nucleotide messenger RNA. Its product is annotated as acidic mammalian chitinase-like. The transcript has 10 exons. The record is from RefSeq and is a predicted model, not a curated record. Gene Ontology annotation, molecular function: chitin binding; chitinase activity. Gene Ontology annotation, biological process: chitin catabolic process; carbohydrate metabolic process. NCBI's taxonomy places the organism in Eukaryota, Metazoa, Arthropoda, Malacostraca, Decapoda, Palaemonidae. The coding region runs from base 100 to 1557 and encodes 485 amino acids. Gene Ontology annotation, cellular component: extracellular region.